Phaethon lepturus (White-tailed tropicbird) is the source of this 514-nucleotide messenger RNA. RefSeq names its product interferon regulatory factor 3-like. Gene Ontology annotation, cellular component: nucleus. The transcript has 4 exons. The annotation marks the transcript as partial. Gene Ontology annotation, biological process: regulation of transcription by RNA polymerase II; immune system process. Gene Ontology annotation, molecular function: RNA polymerase II cis-regulatory region sequence-specific DNA binding; DNA-binding transcription factor activity, RNA polymerase II-specific. NCBI's taxonomy places the organism in Eukaryota, Metazoa, Chordata, Aves, Phaethontiformes, Phaethontidae. The record is from RefSeq and is a predicted model, not a curated record.
GCCUGGGCAAAGGCGAGUGGGCGGUAUGAGGGGUGCCCCGAGGACCCAGCCAAGUGGAAGACCAACUUCCGCUGUGCCCUGAGGAGCACCCGCAUGUUCAUGCUGCUGGAGGACCGCUCCAAGUGUGGUGAUGACCCGCACAAGGUCUUCGCCAUCGCCCCAGGUGAGCCUGGCCCCAUGGGGGCCUGUACGCCUUCUGGGAAGACCAACUUCCGCUGUGCCCUGAGGAGCACCCGCAUGUUCAUGCUGCUGGAGGACCGCUCCAAGUGUGGUGAUGACCCGCACAAGGUCUUCGCCAUCGCCCCAGACAGCACCGACCCCACACGGCCCCUGCCGCUGGAGGACAUGGAGGUGCUGCAGUGGGUGCUGCAGCAGUGCGAUAUCUCCCCCCGCAACCUUGGCUCCCCGACCCCAUCCUGGGUGCCUGCAGCAUUUCAGCCAUGGGUGCCUGUGGAGGAGCAACCCCCCUUGGGCGCCUACGGCCCCCCGGACUCCAUGCUGCUGGAGGACGAAG